AUGGCGUUGGGCCCUGAGUACAAGGCAGGAGUACUUGACCUUGAUCCUGAGGCCCUUGAGAAAAGGAAGGACAGGCUGAACCCCUGGGCACGGAUGGUCGGUGCACUGAUCACAGCACUGAUUCUGGGGGUGACAGAGUCUGUUCUCGCGAAUGAGGUAGCUUCGUGCGACAGCUCCUGUGCCGUCGGGCCCUCCGGGAGCACCCAGGACCUCGGACCUGGGGCCGGGGAGAGCACCCGGGCGUCUGACGGCACCAGCAGCCGCCUCGUGAAUGGGACCGACUGCGAGAGGCACAGCCAGCCGUGGCAGGGUGCGCUGUUGCUAGAACCAGAGUUGGUCGUGAUCGGCACCAUCUUCCUCAGAGUUUUCAGAAUCCGUCUUGGCCACCAUUCCCUGCCACCCAUAUAUGAAUCCAGGCAGCAGCUGUUUCAGGGGGUCAAAUCCAUCCCCCACCCUGGCUAUUCCCACCCCGGCCACUCCAAUGACCUCAUGCUCAUCAAACUGAACAAAAGAAUCGGGGAGACUCAACAUGUCAGGCCCAUCAACAUCUCCCAUUGUCCAUCUGCUGGGACCAGCUGCUUGGCGUCUGGCUGGGAAACAACCAACAGUCCCCAGUCCACCUACCCCGAAGUCCUCCAGUGCUUGGACAUCACUGUGCUAAGUGAGGACACGUGCAAGACGGCCUAUCCAAAUCAGAUAGAUGGCACUAUGUUCUGUGCUGGUGACCAGGCCGGCAGAGACUCCUGCCGGGGUGAUUCCGGAGGCCCCGUGGUCUGCAGUGGUUCCCUCCAGGUCCUUGUGUCCUGGGGAGACUUCCCCUGCGCCCAGCCCAACAGACCCGGCGUCUACACCAACCUCUGCCGGUUCUCCAAGUGGAUCCAGGACACAAUCCAGUCUAAUUCAUGA
This is a messenger RNA of Lipotes vexillifer (Yangtze River dolphin), 906 nucleotides long. RefSeq names its product kallikrein related peptidase 5 (gene KLK5). Gene Ontology annotation, molecular function: serine-type endopeptidase activity. The record is from RefSeq and is a predicted model, not a curated record. NCBI's taxonomy places the organism in Eukaryota, Metazoa, Chordata, Mammalia, Artiodactyla, Lipotidae. Gene Ontology annotation, biological process: amelogenesis; extracellular matrix disassembly; proteolysis. Gene Ontology annotation, cellular component: secretory granule.